Messenger RNA from Penaeus vannamei (Pacific white shrimp), 1393 nucleotides. NCBI's taxonomy places the organism in Eukaryota, Metazoa, Arthropoda, Malacostraca, Decapoda, Penaeidae. The record is from RefSeq and is a predicted model, not a curated record.
AUGCCGCCCCAGCCGCCGCCGCCGCCGCUCAUGGUCGCGAAUGGUAAUCCGGCUGAUGUAAUGGCGUACGGCGAGCGACCUCUAGCGGCGACGGAUAUUCCAGAAGCAGUCCCGCUCAGGUGUUUAUGUGGCGGAAAUGACGUCACGGCGAUUGCUGCUCUCGGGGGACGUUUACGUCGGUUGACCACAACGCACGCGGAUAUCGGGCAGGAAAUUCGCCGCUCACUGGAGUCGAGCCGACGGGAAGGAACUCUCGCCUGUGCACGCCCACGCCCGCGCCCAUCUUCCGUCUUCGUUGAAUUUUGGUCGUCCGGUGUGUUUUCGGGCGAAGGUCAUGCGCACGUGUAUCCGGCCUAUUGUUCACAAGAUCACGCCUAUGCCGUGCCGUGUCCUUUGUGUUUAUGUAAAGGGGCGGAAACUGCCUGCUUCCAUGAAGAGCGUGAUGUGCUUGUGUAUGGAGACCGGCGGUGGAUAACGAAUCUUCACUACGCCUUUCAAGAUGAUAGUAACCUGUACCUGGUAAUGGAUUACUACUGUGGCGGCGACCUGCUCACAUUGUUAAGUAAAUUUGAAGAUCGACUGCCCGAGGACAUGGCUCGUUUCUACAUUGCAGAAAUGAUCCUUGCGAUUGAUUCUAUACAUAAGUUACGAUACGUCCAUCGAGACAUCAAACCGGACAACGUGUUGCUGGAUGCCAAUGGCCACAUACGGUUAGCGGAUUUUGGCUCGUGUUUACGACUUCAGGAAGAUGGGACGGUGCAGAGUAAUGUAGCAGUAGGGACACCGGAUUAUAUAUCCCCAGAAAUCCUCAGGGCCAUGGGAGAGGGACAGGUUUGUUGAGAGCAGGCGUUCAUUCCGUGGUCAUUCGUGUGCAGUAAGUCCGUGUGGUGACUGGACACAGAUUGGGAUAUACACAGAGGCAGAGUUGCUUGCUCAACCCCCCCAUAGAUGCUUCAUGCUUCCUGACAUUGAGUCCUAGGAUUUACUUUUUUUUUUAAGGACACUGGGUGGGAUUUUAUGGUUGAACUUGGUGUAUCUUUGGAUGGGUAAAGUACUUGAAGUUGGCAAAAUUUCACAAAGUAUGGAAUAAGAGCAGUUCUGAAGUAUGUGGAUAAUAGCCGUUGUGAUAUUAGGUAUAUGAUGUUUUUGUUGCAAUUAUCUGUUUUCAAGAUCAGCUUCAAGGCCUUCCUCAAAACAUGGUUGCCCAAGUGAUCUCAUGAAAUUUGGUCCAGCUUGCGUGAAAGUUAGUUUGUUCUUACACUGGCCUCUUUUAAUAUCAUUGACCACAAGCGCAGACAUGAGAAAGAGUUUGACCUGGCAUAAUGUUGGUGUUGGUGUCGUUGCAUUGGCCUAAUAGACUGUAUAGGAAGGAUAGAAAGUUUCUUUUGUCAAU